Molecule: messenger RNA, 699 nt
Organism: Guillardia theta CCMP2712
Lineage: Eukaryota; Cryptophyceae; Pyrenomonadales; Geminigeraceae
Exons: 3
Cellular component (GO): plasma membrane
Molecular function (GO): calcium-activated cation channel activity
Source: RefSeq, a predicted model, not a curated record
AUGUCCAUCGUAGCCGUCGUUACCAUCUUGGCUAUCAAUCAGCUUCUCGAGAGAAUCCUCAACACUCUUGCGGCCUUCACAAAGCCCCAUACAAUAUCCGGGUUGGAAACCAGGAUCGCAAAAUUCAUUUUCAUUGCACAAUACGUGAAUACAGCUUUGCUUGUUAUGCUGGUCAACGGCGAGUGGAGUUCAGUUGUCAAUCCUCAGCUGCAGAAGACUCUGGGGAUCACGAACCUACUGCAAAGCUUGCCUGGAACAAUGAAAGACACAAACAGCGAUUGGUAUGCUCUUGUCGGAGAAAAGGUUUUCAUGCAAACAGUCACUGCGUCUUUCACGCCAAAUUUGACAACAUUAGCGAAAUGGCCGCAGGCAGUGAUGAUGCAGCAGCUGCUGAAGGAGAGGAAGCUGACUCAACGUGAGCUCAAUCGGCUGUAUGAGGGCCCGGAGUACUUGCUCUCGAAGCGAUAUGGCUCCAUGCUCAACAUCAUGUUUGUCAUCUUCACUUACGCCUCGUCCAUACCCACCCUUUACUUCUUCGGCAUUGUCUUCUUCGUGACUGCCUACUGGUGCGAUAAGAUCGCCAUCCUGAGGGCAGUGAAGAAACCGGCGCAGUACGACGAGAAGUUGGCUGUCUUCUGUACCAACAUGAUGUCGGUUGGAACACUGAUUCAUCUGGCGUUCGGCUCCUGGUUUUUCGGG